GAAAUGGCUACAUUGAAGGCAAAGAGCUGGAAAACUUCUUCCAGGAGCUGGAAAGUGCGAGGAAGGGGGCGGGGGUGGAUUCCAAGAACGACAACUUAGGUGACAAGAUGAAGGAGUUCAUGCACAAGUAUGACAAAAACGCAGAUGGCAAAAUCGAGAUGGCGGAGCUGGCCCAGAUCCUGCCCACGGAGGAGAAUUUCCUGCUCUGUUUCCGCCAGCACGUGGGCUCCAGCUCAGAGUUCAUGGAGGCUUGGCGCAGGUAUGACACGGACCGCAGCGGCUACAUCGAAGCCAACGAGCUCAAGGGCUUCUUGUCAGACCUGCUGAAGAAGGCGAACCGUCCCUAUGAUGAGCCCAAGCUGCAGGAGUACACACAGACCAUUCUGCGGAUGUUCGACAUGAACGGCGACGGGAAGCUGGGCCUCUCGGAGAUGUCCCGACUUUUGCCUGUGCAAGAAAACUUCCUUCUGAAGUUUCAGGGGAUGAAGCUGUCCUCAGAGGAGUUCAACGCCAUCUUCGCCUUCUACGACAAGGAUGGAAGUGGCUUCAUUGAUGAGAAUGAGCUGGAUGCGCUUUUGAAAGACCUGUAUGAGAAGAAUAAGAAAGAGAUGAACAUCCAGCAGCUCACCAACUACAGGAAGAGCAUCAUGAACCUCUCCGACGGGGGCAAACUCUACCGCAAGGAACUGGAGAUCGUGCUCUGCAACGAGCCCCCCAUGUAGGAAAGCCCUGCCCAUGCCACCCUGUGCUCCUCUUCCUCCCUGAAAACAAGCACAACGGGG
Messenger RNA from Leptosomus discolor (cuckoo roller), 782 nucleotides. NCBI's taxonomy places the organism in Eukaryota, Metazoa, Chordata, Aves, Leptosomiformes, Leptosomidae. The record is from RefSeq and is a predicted model, not a curated record.